CCACUAUCUUACAGCACAGUCCCAGAAGACUGGUGUUGCCUAAGUUGAGAACCAUGAAGUGGUUGAUUCUUGCGCUGGUUUGUCUUCAGCUCUCAGAGGGUUUGGUCAGAGUCCCUCUGAAGAAAUUCAAAUCCAUACGGGAAACAAUGAAGGAGAAAGGAGUACUGAAAGAGUUUAUGAAAACACACAAGAGGGAUCCUGCCAUGAAAUACAGCUUCAACCACAAGAAUGAUUUUGCAGUGGUCUAUGAGCCUAUGAACAUGGAUGCCUGCUAUUAUGGACAAAUUAGUGUUGGAACACCUCCCCAGAACUUCAUGGUUCUUUUUGACACUGGAUCCUCCAAUCUUUGGGUUGCUUCAACUUACUGCCAGAGUCAAGCUUGUCAGAACCAUCCAUUGUUUGACCCAAGCCAGUCCUCCACAUACACGUCCAACAAUCAGCAGUUUUCUAUGCAGUAUGGCAGUGGAAGUCUCACUGGUGUCUUUGGCUAUGACACUGUGACAGUUCAAGGUCUCACCAUCACAAACCAAGAGCUUGGCCUUAGUGUCAAUGAACCUGGAACCAACUUUGUUUAUUCUGCCUUUGAAGGUAUUUUUGGAAUGGCUUAUCCUGCCCUUUCUGCAGGGGGUGCCACCACUGCAAUGCAGGGAAUGUUGCAACAAAAUCUCCUCACAAACCCUAUUUUCAGUGUCUACAUGGAUAGUCAAUCAGGAGCAGUCAUUUUUGGUGGUGUAGACAACCAGCUGUAUUCUGGACAGAUAUACUGGGCACCUGUCACUCAAGAGCUGUACUGGCAGAUUGGGAUUGAUGCGUUUUCCAUCAAUGGACAGGCAACCGGUUGGUGUAGCCAGGGAUGUCAAGCCAUGGUGGAUACAGGAACCUCCCUCCUCACUAUUCCCCAACAAUUUUUAGGAACCUUCCUGCAAAAUGUUGGAGCCCAAGAAAGCCAAAAUGGAGAGUAUAUAGUGAGCUGUAACAGUGUACAGAGCCUUCCUACCAUCAGCUUUACCAUCAAUGGAGUUCAGUUCCCAUUGCCUCCAUCUGCUUAUAUUCUGCAGAACAAUGGAUAUUGUACAGUUGGAGUUGAAGUGACUUACUUGCCAUCCCAAAAUGGUCAACCUUUCUGGAUUCUGGGUGAUGUCUUCCUGCGGCAAUACUAUUCAGUCUAUGAUAUGGGCAACAAUAGGAUGGGUUUUGCUCAGUCAGCAUAGACUAACAAGUUCCAUCAGUAAUGCAAAGCAUAAAUGAACACCAAUAAAGUUACAUUGUUUGUCAGGUUUAAAAAAUGCACACGUCCAUGUAGUUCAAUACGAAAAAUUAAACAAUUAGAAAACCAUCAUGAACACAAUACGAUACGCACAGUUGAUCCAGAGAAGAAAAAAAAAAACACUAGAAAGCAAUUUGCUCCAGCGGGGGCAAAUAUCCUUCUUGAUUUGAUCCCCCAAGAGGCAAUUGGAUAUUCUUUAUCAGUCAAGUUAUGGUAGCAAAUACAAAUACAUACUUCCCCCAUCCUGGCGAAAAGAGCAAAAACAUCCAGUGAUGUUAGGUACUAACCAAGAUUCAUACCAAACUGACAAGGUGGUUUUAGAGGAUUUUCUAAAUUAUGUCUUUUAAAAAAACAAAAUAUUAUUUGGCAUACAUAAGUCCUAUUAAAUCACUCAACAGCAUGUUACUGAAACAUAAAUAUAAUAUACAUAUCUUACAUUAUACAUGUCAUACCAUAGCAAUGUUGUGCAUGAAAAGCUAGAAAGACAGAAGAAAUGCUUUAUGUGCCAAAAUGGAUUGUUGAAAUAAACCUGCAUAAAACUA
This is a messenger RNA of Rana temporaria (common frog), 1809 nucleotides long. Its product is annotated as gastricsin-like. Gene Ontology annotation, biological process: proteolysis. The transcript has 9 exons. The record is from RefSeq and is a predicted model, not a curated record. Lineage: Eukaryota; Metazoa; Chordata; Amphibia; Anura; Ranidae. The coding region runs from base 54 to 1211 and encodes 385 amino acids. Gene Ontology annotation, molecular function: aspartic-type endopeptidase activity.